Messenger RNA from Trichobilharzia regenti, 2397 nucleotides. The record is from the annotation of a GenBank genome assembly. Lineage: Eukaryota; Metazoa; Platyhelminthes; Trematoda; Strigeidida; Schistosomatidae.
AGUUGUGCAGUGACCAAUCGAAGAACUCCUGUCUAUCACACCUGUACCGAAUUCAGCCUAUCAAAUUGAAUAUGACCAAUAAGUAGUCAAGUAGAAGUGUAGAAUAAACCACCAGAGGACUGAUAUUCGUGCUAUAUGAAUAUUUUAUAUCACAUGAAAAUGUAAGUGUCGUAUUUUACACACACACCACACGAACACACACACACACUUUGAACACGACGACACAAUUAAUGCUGAAUUAUAUCAUUAUAUUCAUUUGAAGUGAACUUUGAUCACUUCAAAUACACAUAUAUAUGUACCUUUAUGUUGCACAAUCACUCCACUCUGUUCAACCCGAUCAAAUCAAGAAACCUAUUAUGAAUAAAUCCUUAGGCUGUUUAUUGCUGUUGUUGUUGUUAUCGAUUUAUUUAUUGCCUAUUUGCUUCUCAGAGCAGCUGGACAAGAAUUACUUUGCUGACACAGUCAAAGCCAGAUGCGCUCAAUGGGCGAUUGAACAUAAUGUUCUUGACGUAGACUGCGAUGACAUAUGGCAAUCGUUUGAAGAGAUUUCACAUGGUGCUCGUAAUCAGUCAGAAUGUGUUAUGCAACCCACAUCAUACGAUGCAUUUGUCGAGAAGGCAUUCAAAAAACAACCAAAGAUAGAAAAUGCACACUUUUAUUCACAAGCACUCGAUGUUAUUCGUGCAAUGUGUAAACGUCUUGGAGAAUGCUCAAGUCUAGAAACCACACUUCCAGGAUAUUUAUUUGACGAACUGGAUUGGUGUGAUAAACACUUCACAGGUGAUGCAGACUAUGGGACAAAGUGUGGUUGUAAUGAAACCACUAAAGUGGUAUUUGCAUUCUGGGAAAGCGCAUCUAAAAAGUAUGCACAAGAAGUAUCUGGUAACGUGUUUGUUGUUUUGAAUGGAUCAGUCGCAUGGCCAUUUAAAGAAAACGGUACCUUUGCCACGGUGGAACUUCCACAAAUUACACACACGAAAGUGCAAAAAUUAACCGUUAAAUUAAUUCACAACACACGAAAGUCGCCAUAUCAUCAUACUUGUGAAUCGUCGAAUAUUAAAAAGCUAGAGUCUCUAGUGAAGUCGAAAAUGAUCAAUUAUCAGUGUAUUAAUGAUCCACCUGAAUUCAAACACUUCUUAUGCAUCAAUGAUCAAAUCAGCAGUGAAUGUCGAUUUUCAAGUUCUUCAAGACGUACAUCAUACACGCAUCUACUGCUGUCGAGUUGUUUAUUCCUCUAUUACACCUUCAGCGUCUUCAGUAGCAUAAAAUAAUCCUAUUCUUAUGGAUAAAUUUUAUUAAGCUAUUCAGAUUUUACUUUUGUUGUUCGUAUGCAGAGUUCAUCUUCCAUAGUGUAAGACAUCUCAUUUGUUCAAAUUCUCUCAUUUUUAUAAAUGAAACUUGUCAUAUUUGAGUUUGUGAUAGCUUUUUGAACAAAUAUAAUCAGACUGUUUUGUUAUCUUUGUGAUUUCAUUCAACUGAACUUCACUCUUUGACUUAUUAAAAUAAAUCCAUUCCAUUCAUUUUGCAAAAUGUUUUACUUUUGUACUAAUAUCUUGAACCUUCUUGAAAAAAAAACCGGUAGCAGUGGCUUUUUCUUCAAAUUAUCUUAAAAGUUUGUUAAUUUAAUAACUUCACAAAACUGUGGUGAUGACUUGGAGUUUUUUUUUAUUAAUAUGCUUGAAAAAUGACGUGUUUUAAGUGAUUUUAACACAUGUCACUCAAGAUACUGUCAAGUACUGCAAGAAUGAGACAGCAGUUAGCAUGAAAUUUGAUAUAACUGGUCGAUGAAAAAUACCAUUUGCUGUCGUAUUUUCACCAUCCCCCCUCAAACUCAAUACUUCGACUGAAAUAAUACCGACAAGUCUUCAAAUAUGUAAAUUAUUAAUGAAUUAUUAUGUGGUAGCAUCAACUACGUUGGAGUAAACCAGACAAGACAAUGAACACUACAUCAUAUUUUAUGCUCAAGAUACUAUCAUUCAGUGUACACUUAUAGGCAUCGGUGGCACAGCGGUAGAAUGCUCGCCCAUCACGCUUCAUGUUGUCCGAGGUUCAAUCCUAGGCCACUGGCACACUGCUUUUACCUCGCUAAGCCAGUAAUGAGACUGGUAAAGAGGGAGGUUGGGCAUGAGGUUAGCAACCCAUUCGAUAAAAAUAAAUACCACUGCUACUGAAACUUGAAGCCAUAUGUUCCACUAAGAAAGUAAUGGAAUAAAAAAGUACACUUAUAGAAAUCUUCGUCUACUGAUUGCAAGUAAAAACAUUAUCUAAAGUAUUUAGUCAAUUUCAUUAGGUAUUGACUACCCUUUAACUUCUAACUAAAACAUAAAUACACUUUGUUCCUACCGCUGAAAAAUGAUUUCUUUAUAUAUUACGUGGAUAAUCAUUGUAUAACACUAA